Molecule: messenger RNA, 3471 nt
Organism: Penicillium cosmopolitanum
Lineage: Eukaryota; Fungi; Ascomycota; Eurotiomycetes; Eurotiales; Aspergillaceae
Exons: 1
Coding region: 1-3471 (1156 amino acids)
Source: RefSeq, a predicted model, not a curated record
AUGCAGUCUGAAGUUGAAGCAAGUAUUCACGAAAGCAGCCCGGUGGACAACAAUGGAUCCCAGAUUUUCUCUCAGGUACCAGCCAGCCAGCAUGACCUAUUGGAAGGCAACUCCAAGGCCAAAUCCUUCUUGCAAACUGGAUCCUCGCUACUCCGUCGCCUGAACCCCUUUUCAGCUACUUCAGUCAAUGGGAUAUCAUCGUCAAAUCAACCCCCGGAUAGUCCGAAAGGAUUAACGGCGCCUGGGAAGACAAUACAGGAAAUCUUCGAUCAUACGACCUCGAAGAGCGCGCGUCGAGCUUCAAUUGAGUCGCAGACCGGAAAUGACACUAUUGGCGAUAUCCCUCGUAUCAACCCUCCAGACCUGAACUCUGAAGAGUUGGAGACUUUUCCCAGAAGAAAACAACAGAAAGAUGUUCCUUCAAAGAAAGUUGGUCAACCCGCAGAGCUUGUAUCCGAAAGUAAUGCCGCCGAUGAAAUUGAGAAUCACACAGCCAGUAGAUCUUCUCCACGGAAGCGUCGGCGUCGAAGCCCGAGCAAUGCACCAGUAUCCGAUCUCAGCGAAAAUGUGGUCGAACAGUCGACUGAUGGCCACCCAUCUCCGAAAAGGCAGAAGACACAUACUUCCCAGGACGACCCCACUGAACCAUCUCAUGCUGAGCCUUCAACGGCCAAUACGACAGAGGUUACUAAUCAGAAAGAUGAGAGUCGUAAUGCUCCUAUUGAUCCUUCCCCUGCUACCAAAUCAAGCCGAGUUAAUCCAUGGAAAUGGCGGGGCGAUAUUCCGCCACAUGAGAUCCAUAUUGAAAAAGAGCAAAAGGAACUCCUUGAGAGCCACAAAAUACGCUGGAUUCCAUCUGCAGUUGGCGACCUUCCUGUCCAAGGACAUGUACCACCCUCGCUUCUGAGGCAGUGGAAUAGAAUUGUUGAGCGAAGAAACCAAUCAGUUGAAAAGGACAACGCAAGCCCAGUGCGGUCCGUGACUCCUCGUCGAGACUCUUCCUCGUCGUCCGAAUCGGAGGAAGACAAGAUUCCCUGGUCUGCGAGUCCAUCCCCGAACGGGCGGGGACUUCGACGUCUGCCUGCGGACAGCAGUCCUUUGAAAGGAAGGACUCCGGAAAGGCGACAGCGGCCUUCGGGGGAAGUAGAAAACGAAGCAAAUCAAGUUGAAUACAACCAGCGCUCCACUAUAGCGAAUCAUACGAGCCAGCCAGAGGUCGUCGGAAACGACGCGACGCAACCCUCUCGUGAAAUAUCAGCAUCCGGCACUUCUACUAAAGUCGGGAAUGAUGAUAGUGGCAGAGUACCCGGCAUUGCUUCGACCCAGGAUGCUCGAAGUGAAUUGGGUGGUGAGAACGAAAAGGGCCCGCAGAUGGUAUCUGACAGGGUGCCUGCAGCGUCAAACCCGGCCCAACAUCCUACUGCAGAAGAGGGAAUAUCGCCUCCGGCUGCUGUAAAUGGCCCAGAAGCUUCUGCCGAACACCUUGAUGCCCAUGAUUCAGGCGACGAGAGUGAUGAUUCAAUUAUGGAUACUUCGCUCCCUAUAGCAUUAGGCGGAAGCUUUCCAGAGCCUUCACAAGAUGCACAGCAUGAGCAGGAACCUACAAGCUCGGGUCACUCACUUCCAUCAGCAAACGCCGGGUGCGUGCAGGUUUCCGAAACCCCCGCGGUAAACAAUAGCCGGUUGCCUCCCGUCCAGGCAACAAAAGAACCUGGCAACCCCAACGUCGCAGAUGAAACAUCGUCUUCCAAUCAGCAGAACAAGAGUUCCUCGCAAUCUCGGGUUCUUAAUACCUAUUCUGCUCGUGGAAUCCACGAACAACCCCAGUCUUCGAACGGGGAACCACAUUCCUCUCUUUCUUCAAAGGGGUAUGUACAAGUCAAAAGAACCCAAUUACAACCAAACAAUCAAAAUCAGUCGGCUCAUGAGGGUACUCAACCCCAAUCACAAUCGGAAGUUGUGCUUGAUUCAUCAGGACCGGCUCAGCGUCAUCAGGAUUUUCCGCAGUCCGGGUCAAAAUCUACCACAGAGUCAUCAUCCCAUCAAACUACAGCUUCUCGUCACCCAGAAACAUCGCAGCCCAUGCAGCCCACUCAAGAUUCUAUGGCAGGCCUUUCUUCUCUCGGUCCCUCCGUGGGCUCACAGAUCUCUCCUCUCGCGCGAUUCAUGCCAGCAGCAAACGACGACUCCUCUCCAUCCAAAGCGCCCGGAGAACCAUCGGCUGGGCCCACGGAUUCCAGCCAAGCUUCACUCUUGACCCAAAGUGCUGAGCUGAUUACUCGCCGUCUGGGCUAUAUCAACAACCCGGUGCAAUUUGUCGAAGCGCACGGGUUCUACGAAAGAUUCCGGACCCAAUACCUUCCACACUAUCCAGGAGACUUCGCUCAUUUUGUAGAACUUUGCUCAAAACUACAAGCCACCAGGUCCCGGGGCCAGUUGCAACGGUCAUUUCUCUGGGAUGAUUUUAUUAUCAUGCACCUCGCCCAGUUUCCACUUCACGUCGAACAGUACUCGUCCCAGGAGACUAACCCAUUGAACUACGAGGAAUACUUCUUAUUGCACCACUCCCAACCUAUCCACAAGAAGCGUUGUUUGACACUUCCUGCCAUCGAUAUCGCUGCAUCCCAAGCCCCCCCAGCCGAGAUGGCCUCCCAGGUUAUCAGCGACCACCAGUCUCCCCCAGAUCCGCCGGCCAUCCAAAACGAGAAUCUGGGGCAAUCUUUCACUGCGAGCCUAGUCAACCAGUUCUCAAAGUUCAAUGCGCAUUCUUUCAGCGACAUUUCGCCAAGUGGACUUCCGUCGGUGGAUAUCGGUACUAGAUUUAUGGAACAACCCUCGCGUGAGCCAUCUGUUGACAUCAAGAUGGAGCAUUCUGAAGAACCAUCUGAAUGGGUUGAUACGCAGGCAUUUCCGUUGAGCAGCUACGAGAACACAGGGGCCCACACUAUCGUGAAGCACGAUCCAGAUACUGAAAAUCAUUUAUCACUGGGUUCGUGUAUCGCCAACACGCAAGAGACAAACGAUAUUGUCAUGGAAGAUACUAGGGAAAUACCAUCCGUUGAAGAAAUUGAGGAGGAGCAAGCAGAAGAAAUGGAAUACGAUGAGAAGGAGGAAGAGAAAUCCGACAAUGAAGAGGCUGACGAUGAGGGGGAAGCCGAGGUUGACGACCCCCAUCACGAAACAGGCAGUGUCGAAUUAGGCGAUGAAACAUUCACUUCGAAGCCCGAGGCGUCUACAAACGGACAUGCCGAGGCCGAUAUAGCCUCCGAAGCGGAGAGCGACGAGGAAAAUUGGUUCUUAGCACUCCGGCGUUCAAGAAUUCCCGUACCAAACUGGUCCGACGACCCGGACACGCCAUUCAAGCGUUGGGCCGAAGCAGAUCAGAAUAUCCUAAGCGAACGACGACGGCGCGGAGGAACUAAAAUCCUCCUUGAUGCGAAAGGGGUAAUUCGACGGCCUAUACACCGUUGA